UAUAUAUUGUGUCAUUUAAAAGAAAAUCAAGAAGGAAUACAUGCAGUUCUUGACCCUCUCGGAGAGCGAUAUCAACGGCUUAUAUAAACCUUGUUCGUUUUUCCAUUUGAAUCAGUUUAACGUUGCAACGAAUGGGAGCUUGAUCUCUUCUUACGUGGGUACCGAGUGUAAUAUACGAAUUUGAAAUAAUUUCAACGAUUAAUUUAUUUCAUUUAGAUUUAUCGAUCUAUUUUAUUUCUAAUUUUAAAUGAUAAUUAUUAAAAUAUUUUUAUACAAGAGAUUGGUCCAAUGUUAACUUUCGCAAAUCUUCACUUUUGCCGUACAUUUGUAAAUUCCCUUGCAUAAACGUACUAUUCAAAACAUCUCUCAACCUUAUACCUUCCUGUAGAUAAAUAGGCAACAAAGAUGUUACAACUUAAUAUAGCAAUCAUCGGUCAGAGUCCUUUCGCAGCUGAAGUUUAUAAAUUGUUACGACAAAAUGGUCAUAAAAUUACUGGAGUUUUUACUAUACCUGACAAAGGAAAUCGAGAAGAUCCAUUAGCCAUCGCAGCAAAUAUUGAUAAGACGCCUGUCUUUAAAAUUAAAUCCUGGAGAAAUAAGGGUGUACCCAUACCUGAAGUACUUGAUACAUAUAAAAGUAUCAAAGUUGAUUUAAACGUACUACCCUUCUGCAGUCAAUUCAUACCAAUGGAAGUUAUCAAUCGUCCUCAUUAUCGUAGCAUAUGUUAUCAUCCGUCAUUAUUACCUAGACAUAGAGGAGCUAGUGCUAUCAAUUGGACUUUAAUAGAAGGCGACGAUAUGGCAGGAUUUUCAGUAUUUUGGGCUGACGAUGGUCUCGACACUGGACCAAUAUUACUUCAAAAAUCAUAUAAAAUAGAAAUAAACGAUACCUUGGAUACUUUGUAUAAUAAUUAUCUGUAUCCCGAAGGUAUCAAAGCUAUGGUUGAAGCUGUUAAUUUAGUAGCGAAAGGUACUGCCCCUGUUAUACCGCAAUCAGAAAUAGGUGCAACCUAUGAUCCUCUAUUAAAUAAAAAAGAACUUCAAAAGAUUGAUUGGUCAAAAUCCGCAAAGAAAAUUCACGAUUUUAUUCGUGGUCUUGAUAGUACACCAGGUGCUUUGACUUUAAUUAACAACGAGGAAGUACGUUUGUAUGGUUCUACUUUAUGGAAUGGAACUUUACCCAAAGUUCAAAGUGAAAUCAACGUUGACGAUCGAAUAGGAAAAAUUCACGAUGGUGGUUUGUUGAUCGAAACAGUCGACGGUAAUUUUGUUAAUGUUGAAAGAAUCAAGAUUGGUACUAGAACCAUUCAUGCUAGUAAAUAUGGUCAAAGUGAAGAGAACAAUAUGUUGGAAUUGACGGAAGAAGAAUUGAAGAGUAAAGAUGUUUUACGACGAAUUUGGAAAGGCAUACUUAGCAUGGAUAUAGAAGAUGAUACGGAUUUUUUUGUUGCCGGUGGCAAAAGUAUGGACGUCGUUAGAUUAGUCGAAGAAGUCAAGGACAAUUUAGGAGUGAAUUUGCAAAAUAUUCACGUCUUCAUGGCACCCGUUUUUAUGCAAUUCGUAGGAACUGUUAUCUUGACGGCACGUGGUAAUACAGCAACUAAAGAUAUUAAAUACGAUGCCGUAGAAUUACGAGUUAACAACAUGGAUUUGAAGUUUCCAAAACAACUUUUUAUAAAUGGAGAAUUUGUUAAUGGACAUGGUAAACCGAUCGAUACGAUUAAUCCACACGACGAGAGCGUUAUUUGUAGUGUACAGAGUGCAUCGGUGGAAGACGUUGAUCGUGCUGUAAAAGCUGCGAAAAAAGCAUACGAGGAAGGUGAAUGGGGUAAAAUUAGUGCUAGGGAACGUGGAGAAUUAUUGUAUAAAUUGGCAGAUCUGAUGGAAAAACAUAAAGAAGAAUUGGCAACCAUAGAAACGUUAGAUUCUGGUGCAGUUUACACAUUAGCUUUAAAAACACACGUUGGCAUGUCCAUAGAAACUUGGAAAUAUUUUGCUGGUUGGUGCGAUAAGAUACAGGGUUCAACUAUACCAAUAUCUCAUGCCAGACCUAAUAGAAAUUUGACAUUUACGCGAAAGGAACCGAUAGGGGUUUGUGGUUUAGUAACGCCAUGGAAUUAUCCUUUGAUGAUGCUCUCGUGGAAAAUGGCAGCUUGCUUAGCAGCCGGUAAUACGGUUGUGAUGAAACCAGCUCAAGCUUCACCAUUAACUGCGUUAAAAUUCGCUGAACUUAGUGUAAAAGCUGGUAUUCCUCCUGGUGUUAUAAACAUUGUUCCGGGUAAUGGUUCUAUAACUGGUAACGCUAUAGUUAAUCAUCCGCUUAUCAGAAAACUUGGUUUCACUGGUUCCACGGAAAUUGGUAAAACAAUUAUGACAUCUUGCGCCGAAAGUAAUUUGAAAAAAGUCUCGUUAGAACUUGGUGGUAAAAGUCCUUUAGUCAUAUUCGAGGAUGCUGAUCUUCAAGAAGCUGUGAAAAUAGGAAUGGGCAGUGUAUUCUUUAACAAGGGUGAAAAUUGUAUUGCUGCUGGCCGCAUUUUUAUUGAAGAAACUAUUCACGAUGAAUUCGUUAGAAGAAUAAUCGAAGAAACGAAAAAGAUAUCGAUAGGUAAUCCCUUCGAUCGAAGUACGGCUCAUGGGCCACAAAAUCAUAAAAAUCAUCUCAUCAAGCUUCUAGAAUACGUUAAAUAUGGUAUCGACGAAGGUGCUACGUUGGUUUAUGGUGGUAAACGUAUAGAUCGUCCGGGAUGGUAUUUCGAACCAACGAUUUUUACCAAUGUUGAAGAUCAUAUGUAUAUAGCUAAGGAAGAAUCCUUUGGUCCUGUUAUGGUGAUUUCUAAAUUUAGUGGUAAAAACAUGGACGAUAUAAUAAGAAGGGCUAAUAAUACAGAAUAUGGUUUGGCAUCUGGAGUAUUAACUAAAGAUAUUGCUAAAGCAUUGAGAUUUGUUGAAAAAAUCGAAGCUGGUACGGUAUUCGUAAAUACUUACAAUAAAACAGACGUAGCAGCACCUUUCGGUGGUUUCAAAAUGUCAGGAUUUGGAAAAGAUCUUGGACAAGAAGCACUCAACGAAUAUCUCAAAACAAAAACCGUAACGAUCGAGUAUUAGACUUUAAUAAAUAAUGUUGUGCGUCUUGAA
Messenger RNA from Polistes dominula (European paper wasp), 3135 nucleotides. Its product is annotated as mitochondrial 10-formyltetrahydrofolate dehydrogenase. The record is from RefSeq and is a predicted model, not a curated record. Gene Ontology annotation, molecular function: oxidoreductase activity, acting on the aldehyde or oxo group of donors, NAD or NADP as acceptor; formyltetrahydrofolate dehydrogenase activity. Lineage: Eukaryota; Metazoa; Arthropoda; Insecta; Hymenoptera; Vespidae. Gene Ontology annotation, biological process: 10-formyltetrahydrofolate catabolic process; one-carbon metabolic process; biosynthetic process. Gene Ontology annotation, cellular component: cytoplasm.